This is a messenger RNA of Racocetra fulgida, 176 nucleotides long. NCBI's taxonomy places the organism in Eukaryota, Fungi, Glomeromycota, Glomeromycetes, Diversisporales, Gigasporaceae. The record is from the annotation of a GenBank genome assembly.
GCUCGUUUAAUCGAUGGUAGUGAUAAUAAUGCUAUAGAUCCAGCUGCAGGAACUCCGCAGCAACCUUUUUUAAGGGCCAUUAACUCUUCUCCUGUAACAUCUCCCACUGAUUUUCUUGGUCUAAACCCGGAUGGAUCAACAACUAUUAAAUGUACCGAUCAAGUACCCACUGGCAU